AACAAGAACCAGGCACUUUUCUAUCUCCCACCUUUUUUUUUUUUUGCCUCUUUUUUUUCUGGAAGCUGAACUUUGGAAAGUGGAAAAUGGCUCUUUGAGAGUGUUGGCACAUUUCCCCACACCACAAUGGCAACGGAGUCCUUUCUGUUGAACGAAGAACCCUCCAGAGCUCCUGGGAUGCCUGAGUGCUAUGUAGUGUCAGAUUCAUACAGGUAUUACCCCACUCACCUUCUAAACAAUGCCUUAGUGGAUGAAUUUCACCCCUUCAUCGAGGCCCUCCUGCCCCAUGUCCGUGCCUUCUCCUACACCUGGUUCAACCUGCAGGCCCGCAAGCGCAAGUACUUCAAGAAGCACGAGAAGAGGAUGAGCAAGGACGAGGAGCGCGCCGUGAAGGACGAGCUGCUGGGCGAGAAACCGGAGAUCAAGCAGAAGUGGGCCUCGCGCCUGCUGGCCAAGCUCCGUAAGGACAUCCGGCCGGAGUUCCGCGAGGACUUCGUGCUCACCAUCACGGGCAAAAAGCCCCCCUGCUGCGUGCUGUCCAACCCCGACCAGAAGGGGAAGAUCCGCCGCAUCGACUGCCUCCGCCAGGCCGACAAGGUGUGGCGGCUGGACCUGGUGAUGGUCAUCCUGUUCAAGGGCAGCCCCCUGGAGAGCACGGAUGGGGAGCGGCUCGUCAAGUCGCCCCAGUGCUCCAACCACGGCCUGUGCGUCCAGCCUCACCACAUUGGGGUGACGGUGAAGGAGCUGGAUCUCUACCUGGCCUACUUCGUCCACACACCAGAACAAUCAGGACAAUCAGACAGUUCAAACCAGCAAGGAGACACAGACGUCAAGCCCCCAGCAAACGGCCACUUGAGUUUCCAGGACUGCUUCGUGACUUCAGGGGUGUGGAACGUGGCCGAGCUGGUCCGCGUGUCGCAGACUCCAGUAGCCACAGCGACAGGCCCCAACUUCUCUCUGGCAGACCUGGACAGCCCAGGUUACUACAACAUCAACCAGGUCACUCUGGGACGCCGAUCCAUCACCUCCACCCCGUCCACCAGGACUGAAAUGGAGCUUUAUGCAAGUCUCCCACGGAGCUCCAACAAGCGUAAGUCCAUCGACGACAGUGAGAUGGAGAGCCCUGUGGACGACGUGUUUUACUCGGGCCGCUCCCCGGCCGCCGGCAGCAGCUCCCAGUCCAGCGGCUGGCCCAAUGACGUGGAUGCAGUGCAGCACCAUUUGGCCAGUGUGCAGGAGAGGAAGAUUAAGCAUGAGAGCGAUGGAGUGCAGUUUCCUUACCAUGGACUCUCGUCGCCUGGUUCUCAUAAGAAGCUGGGGAAAUUCGAUUUCAGCGCCCUGUCCUCCCAGACGAGGUCCCCCCGCAUGGCGUACCACCACCCACUGCCAAUGCUGGCGGGAGUGAGACCAGGGAGUCCCCGUGCUUCGGCCUCGGCCCUACACUUCCCGUCCCCCUCCAUCAUCCAGCAGUCUAGCCCCUACUUCACCCACCCCACCAUACGAUACCACCACCACCCCGGACAGGACCCCCUGAAGGAAUUUGUGCAGUUCGUCUGUGCCGAUGGCUCAGGGCAGGCCGCCGGACAGCCGAACGGGAGCGGCCAGAGCAAAAUGCCAGGCUCCUUCUUGCUGCCUCCACCUCCCCCAGUGGCCCGCCCAGUGCCCCUCCCCAUGCCCGACUCUAAACCCAACAGCACGCCCCCUGACGGCGGACUCUCCUCGCCCGCAUCUCCGUCAUACUCCACGCCAGGCGCCACAGCUCCCAACAGGUUUGUCGGCAUCGGAUCACGGGACAACAACUUUCUGAACAUCCCGCAGCAGACACAGUCUUGGUUCCUCUGACAAGAUCUGUGCACAAACCAGCAAGUAGAUAUCUUUCUUUACAAUUCAAAAUGAGGAGAAAAAAAAAAAAAAGAACAGAGAAACAACCUGCAGGACGACAGUAAUUGUCUUACCAACCCGCCGACCAGCCCUGACAGUACGUCUCAUCUGAUAUGAAAUAUAACCAAGCAACGCAGGAAAUUACAGUCGCAUGACGCUUCUAGUGGAACCCUGGACAUGUUCACGCAGUCAGAAGGGGGAGGACCUGAUUCGGGUGAAGAGGGAAAGACGAACCGGGUGGACUCGAAGGAGGCCGGGAGGAAGACGGAGCUGCGGAGGACGCGACACGCGGGCCUCCUCUCGCCCGGGAACCACAGCAGCGAUGCGGCAGCAACAGGCGGAUGCGGGGCAGCGGUCAGCUUCUCCUGCUUUCCGAGGACGCAUUGUGAAACAAAUGGCUAAGAAAAAAAGAGAAUAAAACCAACAAGCUACAAAAACGUCACCCACAACGGACCCAAAACCCAAAUGAGACGAUGAGUGUCCAGUGAGAACAGCUCCUGCGAUCUCAUCAUCCCCCCAGAGCAAAACCCGAUUGGCUCCAAUAAGCAAGCGACCACGCCAAAACCUAUCUUGAUUUAAAGUUGCACUACAAGCUGAAUCAGUCAACACUAACCCAUAACGAUGUGCACUAUUUACCUGCGAGGCAUGGGAGGUAAACCACACUCGCCGAGAUGAUUUUUACGUUCUACGAAAAGGAAACACCACCAGGUACAAGAAGCCUUCAGGCGUCCUCCACCCGGCAUGGUUCAAUUCAGCCAAUCACCGGUCUCCCCUUCGCUCACAACGUUGUCAGUCUGUGUGCCAUGACUGCAGGAUUUCUCACCUUUCAGCUCAUGAUAUUUCUAUUUGUAUAUGUAAAAGCUUUCCUCCUUUAUUUUUGUUUUUUUUCUUUGGUUUUUACCCGAUAAUCUCAGUAAAUUCCCUCCACACACGAUGCAAUCGGUGUCCUGGACGCUGAGAAAUUUCACCGCUAUUGGCAGCAGCUAUGAGUUUGGCCCCCAGUCGUCCCCUUUUUGUAACAUAGAUGAACGCUGACGAAUUCUCUUUUCCCUCGCGUGUUUUGUUUUCUUAUUUGAAUUGACUCCUUUUUGGAUUUGUACUAUUUUCUAAUUGUUUUUGUAUUUGAAUGGCAGCACCUUAAAGCGAGAGAAGAAGAAGAGGUAUGUUGGGGGGCAAAGAACGCGGAGCGGCUGGCUGACCCAGAGAAACAAAAGUGCUUGUAAAAAGUUGAGGAAUAUGCCCACCUGCUGUUUUAGAUGUGGGGAUUGGUAUCAUGGGGAGCUACAGUGAGCAGCUGGUCAGACAGGAGCUCAAUCAAAGCAGCGUAAAGAGAUGAAUACGGCCAAGUCAACUUUAAAUUUCUGAGUAUUUACUAAGAAGCGAGGCUUUUUUUAUUCUUAAAAAUCCCUGGAAAAUGAUGACAAUCACUUGCUUGAGAAGAAGGGAGUCAAACAGUAAAUACGUGCGACCUGCCAUUCCUCAGUACGAGCCUGAUCAAAGUCUGAGCUCGUUAGGAAAAAGCACCUAGUGGCUACAGGUGUUAUUGCACUUUAAUUCACUUAGCAUUUACUUGACAUUUUGACUGACUGUGGGGCCCAUUUCCACUUGGAAGGCAGAAUUUGAGACACAAUGUGAGACAAAUGAACUGGAUCCUGUCACAUGUAGUGAAGAUCGGAGCGCUGAACUCUUUAUCUGCACUUCCGAUGGCACGCAUCACUAGCGCUAAUGAUUAGCCUCACAGUGGGUCGUGAUCGUUAACAUUUAAAGAAUAAUUCUGUUCAAAGUGUGUCAGCAGGUAGUGAGUGUCUUUCCUGCAGUUGGUACGUUAGCCCCAGAGGCUGAAGCUAGCAGCUUAUCCAUGGUCAAACAUCUUUUUCAAACCGAAAAGAGAUUUUUAUUUUUAUUCUACUUGAUGCUUCCAAAGGUUUCUGGAUAGAAAUGAUUAAAUAUUUUUGACCAAAUUAAAACUCUUAAAGAGGGGAAAAAAAAUUUGAUAAAUGAAACCAGUGGAUAGUAAAGAUAUUGUUGUGGUUUCAGUAAACUGUGCUUCGCAGCUUACUGAGCUGGCAGUUGGUCGUUAAAAUCACCGGUUCUCAAUGCUUAUUGAACACAAGACGAUCAAUGGCGGUGGACUGCCUUCUACCUCUGCUUGAGAACUUCACAAAAUACAAUUGGCAAGAACCACUAAAGCAUUUGUGAGAUUGGAGUUGUUUUAAGGCCUAGUCCGUACCUAGCCAGACAUUGGGAGGAAUUUUUUGGGCCUUUCGUGGAAACAAAAACUCAGUUUUAUAUCCCAAAAACCAAUAAUUUAGGAAAACUAACCAAAGUCGCUGGUCACUGCAAACCGACCAGCGACCGACCGAGGGGUUUUUGUUUGGAUUACGAACUCUUGAAUUUCAGAAACUGUAGAUUUUACUUUUACUGAGACAUAAUUUUUGAUGACGAGCUCAAAGUCUGAGCUCGUUAGGAAAAAGCACCUAGUGGCUACAGGUGUUAUUGCACUUUAAUUCACUUAGCAUUUACUUGACAUUUUGACUGACUGUGGGAGAACGUGGGAGGCACGUUCUCCCACGUUGAGUCAACGUUGAGUCAAAGUAGAGAUUUGAGAAAACUGCCUUUGUGUUUGGGAUGAGCACAUGGAAAAACUGAGUUCCAGGGUUUCACGUAUUUCCGUCUACAACAAACAACGCGGCAAUAUAUCCACGCGAUCUCACAGUCCAGAUCAUCUUGUGUCUUAUUAAAUUUAUCCUCCAAUAUAUUUAAACGUAGUUUAACCUAUUUAUGAACCUUUCGGCGGCAUGCUUAAUUCUAACAGGAAGUUGUGGGGAUUCUGGUCGGCUGACAUAAUUUUGAGCCCCUGUCUGUUUGGCAUGUUUAAGACGACGCUCACUGCCGUGUCCGUGGGAUUUUGGUGCGGAUGAAAAGUUUUCUGAAAACGAUCCGGCGUCUACGACAUUUUUAAAACAAUGUGGUGGAGGGAUUCACUUUUUAUAAAAAUCUGAUCGUGGUCCUCGACCGUCCCAAACGUGUCAGCUUCAGCCUCUGGAACAAGUGAAGACGUCAACGCAGGAUGUCACUUCAAAAUAAAUCAGUGUCCUCUAAUUUGGAUUUGAGUUUGUUUUGUGAAAAGUGAAAGGGACACACUUUGUCUUCAGUGUGUGUGAGAGAAAGGGCUCACACACAACUAGAUCUAACAGCUGUCAGCUGUAGCUUCCUGUUCAUGUUAUCAGUUUCCUCAUCCAGCAAUCAAAGAAGCAUAUUAUCCCGAAUAAUUGUUUUAUUGACACAAUUUAAUUGUUCUCCUACCAGAAGGCCCUUCACUGUAGGAAAAGAAAAACCGAGUGGGGUUUUGACAAUCACGGGAUUUUUUAUUUUCUUUUUUAAAUUAUUUUUUAUUAUUCCUGGAGACAGACAAGCCGUUGGACGAUAACGAAAACACCUGCUCUGUGAUCUCCAUCUAGUUGAGUAUAUUUCAAAAGAAUUACAAUUUGUAAGUUGGUCCUGUUGUUUACACUCCCAGACAGCCUGCUGCUCCAAGAGCCGAGGAGGCCACACUGCGGAGAAAAAUGAUUACGUUACAUUUCUGAGGUUUUUUUUCUUCUUCUUCUUCUUCUUAACGGAGGCCUACGAGGUCAAGAGUCAAACGUGUGUGCCAGUUUUGUCUGCCAACUGCCUGUGACAGUAAAAUGGAAUAGUCGUCACGGUUACGCCCCACGCAAUUGCAUGCACUCACACACACCAGCACUCCCUUACCUACCCCUCCCCCCCAUGACCCCCCUGCCCAGAAGAGCCCUGAUAGAUCAAAUAACUGCACUGAUACAAUCAUGCCAGCCAGUUGCAUAAGUCAAAAAAGAUUUUUUUUUUUGUAAGCAUGACAGUAGAUGGAUCAUCACUCGGCGUGUCACGUUUUAAAUCCGACUCGUGACAACCGUUCAGUAUUAAUCACGCAGCCCUCCCAACGACGCCACGCACGACAGAUUUCAAAGGGAAGUCUUAAAUCGAGACAAUCUGUGGAGGCCUUUACGCUUCGUCACGUUGUUUGUUUUUUUUCUUUUUCUACAUAUAAACCCCCACUCCUCUUCCAUCCCCCCCCCCCCCCGCGGCGCGCACGUUCUCCCACGUUGAGUCCGAACGCCCAUUCAACCUCACAAAAUAACUGGACUGCCUGGCCGUGUUCCUUCAGCGCAGGGGAAGCAGUCGCAGUCGGCCGAGCUGACCGCUGCGUGGAGAGGGCUGGGUCGGCUGGACGAAGGCGGUAGGCUGAUUUCUUUUCGAAUCAAAGGAAGUGCCUCUGUAUUCCCAUUAUGCAAUUUGUCAAACAUGAAUUCAGGUUGUUUUUUCCUCACAUAUAUAAGCUAUAGUGAAUGGUAAUUAAAAAUGAAAAAAACAAAAAAACAAAAAUAUAUGUCAGGAGCGAAUGGAGGAGAAAAAAAAAACAAUGACAGCUCACUAGAUAAUCUCAAGCAUCUUUAUAUAUAAUACACUUUUAUAUAUAUUUAUAGAUAUAUACUUUUUUUUUCCUGUUUAGUUUGCAAGAUAAGCUCUGUGGCAGUCUAGUUAUUUUUUGAAGCAUGGCAUACAUCACACAGUCAUAGGAUGCAUCUGGAAACCGCUAAUCGGAGCCGUCGAAGCCCACGGCCGUCGCAGACCCGUCGGUAGAGACGCAGAGUAUCGGCUAACGUAGACGAGGAGUCAAAAAUUAAACGAACAGAUUUGCUUUUCUUUUAUCGUUUCGAUGGGAAGUAUUGUUCUUGAAAACUAAAUGAUGUAUGUUGAUUGAGCCAUGUGCAAUGCCUUGGUAGAGGAAUUGUGUUUGUUAGAGAAUGUUUGAGGGUGUCAUGCAAAAAAAAGAAAGAAAAAAGAAAAGAAAACUGAAAAAGGAGGAAAACCCUCUAGAUUUUUUUUCCCUUUUUUUUUUUUUUUUUUUUUUUUUUUGUCAGUUUGUUCGUUUGUUUUUCAAGUCCACACGCUCCUGGACUCUAAAUACACGAGCGGUGAGAUGAAAGAAAAAAAUAAAAAAAUAAAAAAAAGAAAAGAGAAAGAAGAAAAAAAAAGUUUGGGGGACAUUGUUUUAGUUUUUCUGUUUUUGUUUUUCCGUUGUUUCCUUUUAUCACUUUUUCAAGAAAAGAAAUUCGUUUUUAUUGACGGGAGUUAAAGGAACAAUUUCGCAGCUCGUAAAAUAUAUAUCACUAUGAAAACUGGUGCUUUCGUAAAUGAAUAAAGUACAUUCAGUCUCUAUUAUACAUAAAUAAUAAUAAACAAAAUGAAAUGUUAUCAUAAAAACUAAUUUUUAGGAAAUCAUGCAUUACUCUAUUUCUUUGUAUUUACCGGGGAGAGGGAAGGAGGGUGUUCAUUGGACGAAAAGGUUGUUGUAACAAAAGGCAUUUUUCCUCUCCCAAACCUUUACAACAAACAACAAACACGUCCUCUUGUGAAAAGAAAAAAAAACUUGUAAAAAUUGUCACUUGUUUCCUGCGGACACUAUCCCACCUACCACUGAUCCUAAUGUGGAACAAAGACAAGAUCUUCCCAAUAUUUCGGGAGAUGCACAAGUCUGGAUUCCUGUUCCUGAAUGACAACAGCAACGACAACAAAAGAGAAAAACGUGCUGUAAACGACGCCGUCUUCGUUUGUGACUCACUUCCAGGAUUUCCUCCGUCUGCGGCCAGCGGGGUUGCAGUCGUCCCGAGUCAGUAGCGACUCCAACCCCGUCCCCCCUCCACCCCCCACCCCCCCACAGAAAACCCCCUCCGAGUCGCCCUCCCCCCGAACACCCACCAGCUGUAAAUGAUGAUAAAUAUUUGUUUGGUGACGUAGUGUUAUAGACUCAGAGCAUCUUUAAAGGUUGUCCCUAAAAAGUGCCUUUUGUUCACAGAUUCCAUCUUGUAUUCCUGAGUGCCCAUCUCAAAAGAAAAUAAGUCCCCUCCCUCAUAUUUCUAUAUCUUUCUUCUUCUUCUUGAAGCUUUUUCAAGCAGUAUACAUAGUACUAAAGGAAAUUGGUGUGAUUUAGUUGCUCUUUUUAUUGUUCAAUACUAUAGAAAAGCUGAAAAAAAGAAAAAAAAAAGCCUAAAAAAGAUCUCUGUCUUGCUUCUCUUCCUCUGUAUCUUGUCGUCUGUUUAUCUUGGACACUGGAGUAGUCUGUAGCUGCGUAUCCUUCUCUCUCUCCCCUCAACUUUCUUUCCUCCCUAUUAUCUCUGCAGCGCGGUUUAAAAAAAAAAUUAGAAAAAUGUAAAAAAAAAAAAAAACUUAAAAAAAAUACGCAAAGAUUUUUUGUUUCGUUUCGUUUUUUUUUUUUUUUUUUUUGUCUGAGCAGAAUGCAAUUAGCUCACAUGUUAUCCUUGUCUGUACGCUUCACAUUGUAUUACCAUACCCAUCUUCUCCAGCUUCUCCAUUCAACAGCUAAUGUAAGUGAACAAGUUACACCACGAGGCUCUGGGCGGGGCCGAGGACACGGGGCGGGGGUCCGGGGCCGACGAGAGGGGGCCGGUUCCUGGUGGAGGGGUAAGAACACCCAGCUGUGAUCACCAGCGGGACUGCUAGCAUAGAUGGCUGACAUUUUGGGUGGGGCGGGGGUUUAUGCUUGUCAUAGAGAAUUUUUUUUUAGAAUGAUGUGUGAGUGAGAAAGUUUGAAAGGAAUAUAAGGCUCUGCCCACGUUUACUCAAAUAUUUUACUUGUUUUUUUUUUUUUUUUGCCCUCCAGUAAUGAUUGGAAAAUCAUGAUUUUUUUUUGUCCCCCAAGUGCAAUACAGACUUGGCCAACAAAUACUUGAAAAGUUAAGGAAAGAACAGCUUACUUUGCACGUGAUGAGAAAAAAUGGCAUUUAUCUCACCAUUAAAAAGAAAAAAAAACUUCACCAAGAAGCUGAAAUGGAAGAUUAUGGUCUUACAAUUAUUAGGAACAGUGUAGCGACGUCGUAAUUCGGGUUUUUGGAAAUUGUCUGUCUGUAUUUUGAAGUCAGAUUUUCUGACUCUAAAUGUCGAAAUACAACAUUAAUGCCUCUAGAAGUAGAAAAGUGUGAGAUCUCCUCGAGUCAAAUGCUGCACAUAAGCUAAAUGUGUUUAAAGUUUGAGAUUUGAAGUAUUUGUUAGAGCAUCUCCCAAAGUCCGAUUAAAUCUGUGAUCAUCCAGUUCUUGAAUCGCAAUAAAAUAAAACCAGUAUUUCUUUCUGGCUUUAGUAUUUCAACAGUCAGGAAAAAGCUCCGGCUUUCUAGAAUUGAAUCAACUUCGAUCAGAGUCCAACUCUGGAAGAGGAGCAAAGUGUUUAAAGUCGAUGUUCCUCCAGAAGAGCAUUAAAAGUAGAAGUUCUAGAAAACCGUCGCAACUGAUGAAGUCAAUGGUUGAAAGGUUCACAUUUCGCCCAAUUAGCACAGUUGCUACAUGACUUAUCAGCUCACAAAGCUGACACUUUGUGAGCUUUUCUUUGCAAUCAGUCUAAUGAAACAAUCAGCCAAGCUGCCACAAGAAGCCAUUUCAGAGAGACUCGUAUUGCAGAGAGCAGUGUGUGUGUGUGUGUGUGUGUGUGUGUGUUUCCAACAUGUUCUAUUGGGCUCAGAUUAGAUCCAACCCGCCUGGUUGUCCUUUCACUUCUUACCCAGUUCCAGCAGAGGGCGCCCCUCUCAUCUCCCCCAUCCUUUCUACAGAGCAGCAUCCCGUCCUCACAGGCCCCCCCUCCCAGAGCCUGUGGUGAAAUGCAUGUGUUAAUUACAGUUUCUUUUCCAUAAUAAUAAUAAAAAGCAGUUUGAAAAGAGCAAUGCCUUGACCUGAUUGAAUAAAAGGAUGUUCUUGACUGUAA
Poeciliopsis prolifica (blackstripe livebearer) is the source of this 9673-nucleotide messenger RNA. It is a transcript of the gene nfixb, whose product is annotated as nuclear factor I/Xb. Gene Ontology annotation, molecular function: RNA polymerase II cis-regulatory region sequence-specific DNA binding; DNA-binding transcription factor activity, RNA polymerase II-specific. Gene Ontology annotation, biological process: regulation of transcription by RNA polymerase II. Gene Ontology annotation, cellular component: nucleus. The record is from RefSeq and is a predicted model, not a curated record. Lineage: Eukaryota; Metazoa; Chordata; Actinopteri; Cyprinodontiformes; Poeciliidae.